Messenger RNA from Anneissia japonica, 6818 nucleotides. Its product is annotated as microtubule-associated protein 11-like. Gene Ontology annotation, cellular component: TRAPPII protein complex. Bases 15 to 1673 code for a protein of 552 amino acids. Gene Ontology annotation, biological process: cilium assembly. The record is from RefSeq and is a predicted model, not a curated record. NCBI's taxonomy places the organism in Eukaryota, Metazoa, Echinodermata, Crinoidea, Comatulida, Comatulidae. Gene Ontology annotation, molecular function: alpha-tubulin binding. The transcript is spliced from 10 exons.
GUUGUGUUUUGAGGAUGGCCAAAUCGCCGGAUGACGGACAGUGUUGCAGCUUUAGGCUGCAUUUUGUGCAAUAUUUCCCCGACGAUUGGUCAAGCCUAAAAGAGGUACCUCGCAAAAGUAUUGCUUACUUUGGUGAAUGUCUAAAUGUCGUAUUAGAAGCAACGAUCGAAACACCGCAGGAAAAUGGAAACGUAGGCCAUGGCCAGCGCGAACUGUAUCGAAAGCAGUCGAGGGGCCAGCAGUGUUUAUCGUACAUACGCCGCGUGCCAUCGUCAACACUAACACCAUCUGCUAGGCCUAAGCAAGAGGAAGUUGAUGCGCAUUGCCCAGAUGGUUUUCAAACCUGUACUCCGUUGCUUGUGAUGUAUAAAAAGGAUAUAAGUGACGUAAAGAAAUAUAAGGAGGUACAUCUGAGCGAGAAUGUGAUUUUAUUUCCGGUUUGUCUCCCACUGGAGAAUCUUCCUCUUGAACCAUGUAAGCUGACUGUUGUCAUGGAACCACCAUGGGUGAUAUCAAGGCCGCAAGUCUCCACAGUUACGCAACAAAACUCACCUCAAACAACUCCUAACGAUCACCAUCAUCAAACAUUUCAACCAAAAGUGUGUGCUUCGUUGGAACUAGUAGGCCCACCCCAUACUUGUUGUCGCCAUUUGACUGUUGGAGAUAAACAUUACACAAUAGUCCAAGUUAGUAACAAAUAUGGAGAAGCCAUAACAAUAGAAAAAGCUACCAUUAUGGUGAAUAGGAACAACCAUUUCUUACCACCAAGUCCUGAUGGUUCCACUUACCAAUCAACACCAUCUAAUGUAACAGACUUCAUAGAGGCCAGCACCAUGCCCACCUCAUCUUCCACUCAGCUCCCACUGGUACUACAAGCUCUUGAACAAAAUUGUUUUAUCUUCCAAUUAGAUAUACUAGACAACAUCAGUAUACAAGAUGAUAUCCAGAGUUUAGAUGUUCCUUUAUUAUUUAGCCUACAAUGGAAACCAUAUCCUGUAGCCCAAUCUAAGCCACUACUUGCCCACUAUGAGUUGCCAACGAUUCGUUUAGACUACCCAGCGUUUGUCAUGUUAGCUAAAUGCAACUCCCCUGUAACGAUUGGGGAGAGCUUUUCAGUGCAAUAUACAUUGGUAAACAAGUUACAGGAUUUUAUUGAUAUAGGACUUAUGUGGCUUCCAGCACCCAGGCUUGUUGGGGACUCUGGUCGUAGGGAGAAUGGUAGCAUUGAGGAUGUUGUUCUGUGUCAGGAGCCUGUGCAGCAUGUGGGGACCUGCAAGUUAGGCUCAACAGCCACCAUCACGUUUGUAUUCAAAGCACUCAAAUGUGGACUAUAUGAGCUUGGAAAGUUCAUGAAGUUAAAGUUACAGUAUGCAUCGUCCAAUCCCAAUCGACCAUCGUCAUCACAUGACCAUCUAUUGCAACACUCACAGAGUACUCCAGCACUUAAAGAACUCACAGGAGAAAAUAAAGCGAUGAAAGUAGCAGGAACAGUGCCCUCAAGCAUCAACGGAAAUGAUAUACAAUGGCAGUCUACUCAAGAACCCAUCGAAAGAAUACCAAAGAUAAUAUCGAGGAAAGACAACCUGUUAGCUAACCAGAGGAAAGGCUCAUUAAACGUAAACAAGAUAACAAAGCGCAGGUGCCAAGUAUAUAUUAUGGCCAAGCAGAGCUGAAUACUUGUCAAGCAAUUAUAGUACCUUCCACCUAAUUGGUAAAUUUAAAUUGUAAAGUGAUAAAAUACUUGUUAAUGUGUAGCUAAUCAAAUCUGUUGUACUGCUGUGCAAAUCAAGUGCUUUAAAGUAUCAAAUAAUUAAGUACAUGGAUAAACAAACUCAUUUAUAAGCAGUUAGAGGUUGCCUAGCAACUAAGCAGACUAUUAACUGUAGCUACAUAAUACCAGGGAGAAUAUAGUUUGUAUAUUAUUAUUAAAAUGAUGGUAAAAGAACCACCAUGGACUGACAGCCCAACAUUAAAUGUGUGUGCCCUAUAUAUUAUUGAGUGUAGCUGCAAAUUGGUGGUUAUGAUGCUUUCCUUCCAAUCCCAGGGUCCUUGGUUCAAAUCCUUUCAAGAAUCAAGAUUUUUUUUUCAUGACUAAAAACAAUUCCACUUGCUAAGCCUCAUAAAAGCUUAGUUUAUACAGUAUAAUUUUCAUCCUACAACUGGUGAGUCACUCUCAGUGGUAGGAUAAAGGUAAAGGUAGUCGAACAUGUACAGGUCCUGAGUGCCCAUCCCUCUUUCGUAAGCAUUGGGGCCUGACUGCAGUGCUUUGAAGAAGGGAUAGCCACUCCUCCUCACAGUGAGUCUGUUUACCUUCCAAGCAUAUGCCAGUACCUAUUUAUUCUGCUGUGUAGAGAGAGACAAACGCAGAUAAAGUGUCUUGCCCAAGGACACAGCGAGAUGAUUCAAACCCCUGACCACGACAUUGAGAGUCCAAGAACCUCAACUACUGCACCAAACGCUUCCACAAACUCAGAGGAUAAAUCUUCCUAAUGUACAAUUACCAAUAUUAACAUUGUAUAAUAAUAAGGAUGUACAGUAGUUCAGAAGACAAUAUCAUGGAAUGAGCGUUGAUUGACCUUUUUUAUUUUGCAUACUUAUUAAUUGGCUCCUCCAAUUAUUUUGCUUCUUAAAACUGUAACCAAAAUAGCUCAGGUAAUGCUAAUAAACUAUCCUUGUGUACAAUAAUAGAAUGAUUUUUAGAUAUUUUUCAUAAAAUUAACGUACUAUGUUAUAUCUGUAUAGAUGAAAGCAGAAAAAUUGUAUUGAAACCAAAAUAGUGGUGUUUUAUUCAGAUAUUGUAAUUUUUACAAAAUCAGCUGGAUUUUGUAUAUAUGCCAGUAUAGUGUUUUAUAUUACUUUAUUAAUUUAGAAAUCAUAUUUUCAAUGAAUUCACUUAAAAAUGAACUUUCAGGAAGAUUUUUUUUUCUCCUAAUAUUAAUAAUUAUAGUAGCUCAUAAAAUUUGAACAAAGGCCAGAUGAGCAGUCUUGAAAUGGGGGAUAUUGGGGGAGCAAAUGUAAAUUGGGGGGGUGCUUCAUGAUAAAGUAAGGGGCACUAGCACUCAACUGGGGGAGCAACUAUUUUUUUGGGAGGGGGCAUGUAUACAUAACCCCAAAAUAAGCCAAAUGAGCUCCUAUAUGCAAUGGCCAACCCUGCUUACAACAAUUAUAUAGUUUAAGGAGUUGAUUAGUCUUUUAGGGAUACAUGUGUAUUUAGGAUUGUUUCAUAGACGGGUUUCAAUGAUAUAUAUUUUUUGUUUCUCAAGGGCAUAUAAAUAUGCAUUUUACGAGUCCACCAUUAUUAUUAUUAUUUUUAAUUAAAUUAUAUUAUUAAUUAAUAAUAGUAAUAUAAUAUAAUAAUAUUUAUUGUUCAGUGUAGGGAAGGUACGUUUUGUAACAAAAAUUAGUAAGGAAGAUUACUUACAAAAAGUAUGGUGAAUAAAAUGGUAAUUCAAUUUAUUACUUAUAAUAGUAAUGUAAUAUAAUGAUAUUUGUUGUUCAGUGUAGGGAAGGUGCUUUUUGGAACAAAAAUUAGUAAGGAAGAUUACUUAGAAAAAGUAUGGUGAAUUAAACGGUAAUUAAAUUUAUUGGAAUUAAAAUAUUUAUUAAUUAAUAAAAAUGUUAAUAACACUUUUGAAUAAUAUAGUAAUGAUUAUUAAAUAAUUACUGUAUUAAUAUGAGUAUUAUUAUUAUUAUUUACUUCAUGCUCAUAAUAUUAAGUAUUCAUAAUUUGCCAAUAUUUAAAAAAAUCAUGGUGAGAUGAUACAGAAACAAACUCCCAAAAGAAACAUUUAGUUAAUUAGUAAUGAAUAAUUAAGAAGGUUAAUGAUUAUGAAUUAUUCCAUUAUAUGGAAAGAUUGCAACUAAUGUGUAUUACAGAUUUUAUUUAUAUUUUAUCAAAAUGCAUGCAAUAAUUAUAUCCAAGAUUCAACUUGAAUGCUUUAGAUUAGAAUUUUAAUACUUAGCUGAAAAUUUUAGAGUAAGAAAUAUGCAAUUCUGGGUUACCAUAAGUAUUUUAUAGACCUUUGGAAAACUGCAGUACAUGGUUCUAAAAACUCAUUAACCACCUUGUUGUUUCAGUGUGCAUGUUCAUGUCGAAGGUCAAUGCAUGUAAACAAACAAAUCAUACAGCCUAUGUUGUAUUCCAUAUUGACUUCAGUUGACUAAUCAAAGUCUUAAUUUGCUAUUGACCUGGCUUUCAUGUUUUUCUGUAUUCAGACAUUAUGAUACAAAUUAUUGCAUGCAUGAUUUUAGAGAGGAUGACUAAAAUUGAAAAUGAUUAGGGCUAGGAAAUAGUGUAGAAAUAGAUUCUAGCGAUUUUAAAUGUGUGUUUAUUAUUUCAUAACCAUAAGACAAGGUGCCAAGGGUCUUAGAGUAUCAUAUACACUUGUAUAAUUUACUCUAGGCUAUGCCUAGUUAUGUGUGACCUAUUUUUCUAAACCCUCAACUCAUCCAUUAACUUUCAAUACGUUUUUUUUUUUUGCAGUUUGAACUUCGUUUGUUUGUAUAGUGUUCUAUGGUAAUACACAUUAAGCACUAUGGUUCUGUUACUGUGAAAAUAUUUUUAACCUAAAGCUAAGCUUAAUGUCGCCCUUGCGAAUCGACUCAACUCAACUGACAUCAACUGACCUUUGGCAACUUGCCAGCAACUGCCAAGCAACUGUGAGUUGUACGAUUUGAGCCACGAUUACCAGUUGCUCUCAGUCACCCAUGUUCUAUUUUGCUGCUAUCCAAAGCAGCUGUCAUGCGAUUGAAUGGUCAUAUGACAGUUGUAGCCCAGUAACUCUAUUCUAUUAACUGUGCACAUACCGUUUACGCUAAAAUUGUAUCGAAUAAUGGUAGCAUUGCACGGCAACUAGUUGUAGGGAAUUAGACAUUUGGAAGUGACAUAAGCACUCUGGUCAACUAGUUCUACCUUGCUUGUAGUUGCGCACUUGCUAGUGAAAGUCGACGUAAGCACUACCAGCAAGUAGUUGAGGUCAGUUGAUGUCAGUUCUGUUGAGUCAAGUCACAAGGGAGACAAGCUUAGCUUAAGUGUUCCAUCUACUUUACUUCUUGGGUGGUCUCUCCCUCCCCCUCCCCAUCUCUGUAUUCUUUCUUAUGUGUAUAAUUUGAUUCUCCUUAUAUAAUUUUUAAAAUAAUAAGAGCCAUCCAGGAUGAAAAUUAAAAUUUGAAAAAAUGCAGAUAGGAUGACUUCACACAUCCAUGACCACCCUCGAUUUCUUACUCAAUGUAGAGUCAACCAAAACUUGUCUUAAUUCAGAAAACAAGAACUCAAGUCUUCACACAGGUACAUGGCUCUACAUGAUGUCAUUGCGUCCUAGGUUUUACCAUUUCUGCAAAUCUGACGUUCCUUGAUAUGAUUAUGUUAACUUUAUUGAGAACUUAACAUACUCAUUUUAAGUCAGACACUGCUAAAAUAUUGAACUCUCUACCUCAUAAUAACAACAUAUUCAACUCUCCUGCUUCACAAACGUAAUCUCAAAUUAAAUAUGACUACUGUAUUGGUCCCAAAUGCCACUAAGUUUUUUAUGAAUUUUUAAUUAGAUUAUAUGAGUUAAUACUGCAAUAAUUGUUUUUUUCCAAUCCCCCCAAUUACAUUUAUGUUAUAUUGUUUUAUAUGUUAAGAGAUAAAAACUAAGUGUUGUAUUGUCAUAACAGGUAUGUUAAUUGUAUUAAGUAUUAAAUUGCCUAAUGUUAUGUUGCCAGUUAUAUAUUACAUUACAGUAUGUUUAUGCCAUUUUUUGUUGUUUUUUUUGUUGUUUUUAGUGCAAUGCUUAAUGUUAACAGUACAUAAAUUGUUUUUCAGUACUAUGUUUAAAAGAAGAUCGGUUAUUUUAUUAUAUUAAAGAUAUUAUUUUAGCUUAGUUAUCCAUAUAUGGCAAACACAAGCAAUUGGUUGUAAAAUACCACAUAUCAGCAUUCCCAGAUCUAUUUUUUAUUUUAUAUUGUUUUUUAUUUAUUCGUAAAUUUUGUUACCGUAAAGAACAGAGGCAAGUGUGUACUAUCAUAUAUAUUACAGAAAUGGUGUUUUUUUUUAAUUUUUUUUUUAAUGAUUUUUACAACCUAUUCAUACUGCUUUUUUUGAAGUUAUAAUUUUUUAAAUGAAAAUUUACAUGAUAUAUUUGUUUAAAAAUACUACUUAGCCAUGUCUGUGCUCACAAGUAUUGUAGAACAUAAUCGCCAGCCUUAGGGAUUUAAGCCCCUGUCUCUGUAGCCCAACAUUGAGGGCGGUGUACAAUAGUGUCUAGUGUGCCGUAUGAACCUACCACUUUUACUUUCCAAUUUUGAUAUGUAUGUUUGAUAUUAAACAAUUAAUAUUGGUAGCAUUUAUUUUUCCUUUACAGUUAUUGAUGGGGUAUUAAUUUUAUAUGUCGUCUUUCAUCUCAUUACUAUGAAAAUAUGGUACUUUUUAUAUAGAAUUUAAUAGUUUCUUCUUUUUAUGGUUUAUAUCAUAAAAUUACUACAUUUUUACUGCAUAUGAAUAAAAUGAUUUGAGGUACAAACAAAUCGCCGUCCUUUUUAUUGUGGAUUUUAUUAAUACUGUAGAAAGUUUGUUGAUAUCAAGUCGCAGUUCCAAAGAUAAACACAGCCCAAAAUUUUAUUAUCAUAGGCUUAUAUACAGCGGUUUAGCGCAGUAGAAAUAGUUUGGUUUCCCAACCUCGAGGUCAGGGUUUCAAUCCUUCUCUGUGCAUUUUGCUUGUAUCCAUAAGCAAGGCACUUUAUCUACAUUGCUUAAGCCUACCCAGCUGUAUCAAUGGGCACCAGAAAAUUGCUGGGAGUAACCUGUGGUGGACUAGCAUUCCACACAAGGAGAGCAU